UGGGGGUCUUAAUAGUAACGUACUGUGGAACCAGUCGGUUCCUUUAACACACAUUUGAGUGGGAUUACGAAGUACUGAAUGACGACUCCCAGAAGUUUCUUGGCCAUGUAGCCAGGCAUACUGUAGAGGAACAGGGCCACGAUGGCAAGCAGGAGCAGAGCCAGAACGAUUUUGAUGACCAGCCACUUGUACUGGUUGCAGACAAGGUGCCGGAUUGCUUUUAGUGGGCUGCUGUGCUUCUACCAGGUUUAUCUACAAUCAAAUUAUACUUUUGAUGAUUUGAGAAGGCAUUCUUUCUCUUCUAUCUAAUGUUGCUGCAGAGGAAGGUGACAGCAGAUGAUCAGAACAGAAAGUGAGUGGAUCUCCCAGCAGUGAAUGCUCAGGACCCUGGAGUAUACUGGGGAAGAAAAAAGGGGGAUUCAUUCAGUUGAAUUAUGGAUUCAAGUUGCUGUUUUGGAGAAUUUUUCUCGCGACAGUUGGCGUAAAUGGUGUGACAUCAGCUCAGCUCUCGUGGCCCUCCCCCACCAGAGGCAAGGAAAAUUAGAGGGAGUGCAUCAGGACAAGACUCUCUCCAAAGUUCUCAAGCAGCCUCCCAGCACCACGUAACAUUUCCUCAAAGAACUCGUCCAGUGUCGGCUCCCAACAAACAUGGACUGUUUUCCCAUGCUUUAUUUUCUGUCGAGACAUCAUGAUUCCUGGUAAUCGAAUGCUGAUGGUCAUUUUAUUAUGCCAAGUCGUAUUGGGAGAGAGCAACCAUGCUAGUUUGAUACCUGAGGAAGGAAAGAAGAAAGUGUCGGGUCAUCACCCGGGUCAGAGUCAUGAACUGCUCCGGGACUUUGAGGCCACGCUGCUGCACAUGUUUGGCCUACAGAGGCGGCCGCGGCCCAGCCGCUCAGCGGUGGUGCCCCAGUAUCUGCUGGACCUCUACCGGCUGCAGUCGGGCGAGGCAGACGAGGCCGGAGCUCAGGAGGUCAGCUUUGAGUAUCCUGAGAGGUCCACGAGCCGAGCCAACACUGUAAGAGCAUUCCAUCAUGAAGAGCAUAUGGAGCAGGUGCAAUCGGAUGGGCCAUAUACCACUGGUACUCCACUUCGCUUCCUCUUCAACCUGAGCAGCAUCCCGGAGGACGAGCUGCUGUCCACAGCAGAGCUGCGCUUGUACAGAAAACAAAUCGAAGAGGCCAGCUCAGAGGACGCUGGAAAUGAGGGGCUCCACCGGAUAAAUGUCUAUGAGGUGCUAAAGCCGCCGCGGCCUGGGCAGUUGAUCACGCGGCUCCUGGACACACGGCUGGUGCACCACAAUACCUCCAACUGGGAGAGUUUUGAUGUGAGUCCGGCUGUGCUGCGCUGGACCCGUGACCGCUUGCCAAAUCAUGGACUGGCCGUUGAGGUGCUGCACCUGAACCGAACGCUGAGGCACCAGGACAAGCAUGUACGCAUCAGCCGCUCCCUGCACCAGGCUCCAGGCGAAGACUGGGACCAGCUGCGCCCUCUGUUGGUGACUUUUGGCCAUGAUGGCAAAGGCCACCCGCUGACGCGCAGGACCAAACGCAGCCCCAAGCAGCGAGGCCGCAAGCGCAACCGCAACUGCCGGAGACACGCGCUCUAUGUGGACUUCAGUGAAGUAGGCUGGAAUGACUGGAUAGUGGCCCCUCCCGGCUACCAGGCCUACUACUGUCAUGGGGAAUGCCCUUUCCCUCUGGCAGACCAUCUGAACUCCACUAACCACGCUAUUGUACAAACACUGGUCAACUCGGUGAACAGCAAUAUCCCCAAGGCCUGCUGCGUGCCCACUGAGCUCAGUGCCAUCUCAAUGCUCUACUUGGAUGAGACUGACAGGGUGGUCCUGAAAAACUACCAAGAAAUGGUAGUAGAGGGUUGUGGCUGUCGCUAGUCCAUUAUGAAUUAAGAAACACUCGUGCAAUGAACACGAUGUCUAACAGCCCCAUUGUACACCCAAAUAUCAUCACUUGGACGCUUAUUUAUAACGUUUAUGUUGAGAUGUAUGUUUGUCUCCUUUUUGUUUCCUUGACCAUAUGAUCAUAUAUUUUGACAAAAUAUAUAUAUUUAUAUCUACAUAUUAAAAAAUAAAAGUGAGACCCUAUUUUAAACAUUAAUAAGAAGCUGUACAACUUUUCAUAAUGUAUAUUAGAUUGUAUAAGGGUUUUAAAUGAGAAAAUAAUACAAAAAAAUCACCAAAAAUGUAAAGUAUAUAUACUGGUAAUAUUUAUUUCUUUCAUACUAUAUACAUUUACAGAAAAAAUGGGAAAUGCAUAACCUCCCAGCCAACUUCCUAUUUGAGCAGAUGAACAAAAGCAAUAUGCUUCAUUUGUGUACGGAAAUAGAGCACUGUGUGAGAUGAUUAACUGGUUUGUGUGAGAAAUCAGUUGAAGAAAUCAUAAAUGUACUUUGAUUUUAAUUCACAUUUUUGCAUCAACUUUUAGACAUGUGAUUUUAGAUGUCCCCAUAAUUUGUUCCUUUUUUUUAAAUAAAUUGUGAAACGCUA
This is a messenger RNA of Pygocentrus nattereri (red-bellied piranha), 2503 nucleotides long. RefSeq names its product bone morphogenetic protein 4 (gene bmp4). The transcript has 9 exons. Gene Ontology annotation, biological process: SMAD protein signal transduction; negative regulation of apoptotic process; negative regulation of transcription by RNA polymerase II. Gene Ontology annotation, molecular function: BMP receptor binding; cytokine activity; growth factor activity. Gene Ontology annotation, cellular component: extracellular region. The record is from RefSeq and is a predicted model, not a curated record. The coding region runs from base 689 to 1891 and encodes 400 amino acids. Lineage: Eukaryota; Metazoa; Chordata; Actinopteri; Characiformes; Serrasalmidae.